AUGUCUGCUUUCAAAUCACAAUUAAAGGGUCUCAAGGAGCUCCGUCUUCAAUUCUGUCAAACUUCUCCCUCCAGCAGUGGUCUUCGUGAUUUCGUUGCAAAGAACUACGUUAACAUCAAGAAGGUCAACCCUGAACUUCCCAUCUUGGUCCGUGAAGCCAGCGGUAUUGAGGCUCGUGCCUUUGCUCGUUUCGAUAAAGGCAUCGAACGCAAAGUAACUCUCAACAACGCAUCAGCACAAGAUAUCGAAAACACUUUGGCACAAUUGGUCAAGUCUGCUUAG
Molecule: messenger RNA, 282 nt
Organism: Mucor velutinosus
Lineage: Eukaryota; Fungi; Mucoromycota; Mucoromycetes; Mucorales; Mucoraceae
Exons: 3
Coding region: 1-282 (93 amino acids)
Source: RefSeq, a predicted model, not a curated record